Pestalotiopsis fici W106-1 is the source of this 2799-nucleotide messenger RNA. RefSeq lists its product as uncharacterized. The record is from RefSeq and is a predicted model, not a curated record. The transcript has a single exon. NCBI's taxonomy places the organism in Eukaryota, Fungi, Ascomycota, Sordariomycetes, Amphisphaeriales, Sporocadaceae. The coding region runs from base 1 to 2799 and encodes 932 amino acids. Gene Ontology annotation, biological process: carbohydrate metabolic process.
AUGGCGAACGCACCAUCGUUGACGGACAUCCGGUUCGAACAUCAUCCAACUGGUCUCGGCGUCAACGAAACUCGUCCACGUAUCUCAUGGCGGUAUGAAUCAAAGUCUGCGUCGCUUGUAAAGAACUGGCUCCAGACGUCUUACGAGGUUGAAGUCAAGCGCAAAAACUCUUCCGAGACCAAGCCAUUCAAGUCAGAUAGUGAUAGUAACAUCUUGGUACCAUGGCCAGAUUCACCAUUGACUUCUCGGGAUGCCGCAAGUGUACGAGUCAGAGCAUUUGGUGUGAGCAGCACUGAAGCGGCUUCCACCGAGGGACAAGCAACGCCGACGGAAUGGUCCGACUGGGCUUCUGUCGAGACCGGCCUGCUGGAACGAAAAGACUGGUCGGCCCAUUUCAUCACAAGCUCGAAGCGAACCGCUUUGCCCGUGGGUGGCAAGCGUGUAGAGUACUUUCGACCCAUCAGAUUGCGCAAGACUUUCAGACUGGACUCGAAACCCGCCCGGUCGAGGCUCUAUAUUACCGCGCUGGGUGUGUACGUAGUCUAUAUCAAUGGCACCAGAAUUGGUGAGGAGCACAUGGCUCCAGGCUGGACGUCAUAUCGUCACAGACUACAGUACCAAGUAUAUGAUGUAGGCGACCUUCUCCAGGCUGGGCAAGACAACACCCUUGCCAUUGAGGUCGGCGAAGGUUGGUAUGCUGGCCGCAUUGUCUGGGGUGAGGGGGUUACAUGCUUCUAUGGAGAAGAGAUUGGAGCACUCGCUCAAUUGGAAGUUGGUCCAGAGAAGGGCUCAGGGCAAAUUCUGGUACAAACGGACGACAAAUGGGAGUGGAAGGAAUCUCCGAUCCUGUCGAGCGGAAUCUAUGACGGAGAAGAAUACGACAUGCGCCAAGAUUACCAAGAUUGGACAAAGAUUUCAUCCCAAGAGCAAAAGUCUUCAGACUGGCAAGCAGUCAAGAAACUCCAAUUCCCGGAAACGACGCUCCUGGCAUCACCGUGUCCCCCGGUAAAGGUCAACCAAUUAGUCAAGCCGGUCAGCAUCUCAGAGUCCCCUACUGGCAAGAUCCUCAUCGACUUUGGCCAAAACUUGGUGGGCAAGAUUCGAAUCCACUCCCUGAGCCGACCUUCGGGGCAUUUACUUACAAUCAAACACGCCGAGGUUCUAGAGAACGGUGAGCUUGGAGUUCGUCCCCUACGAUGCGCAAAAGCCACAGAUCGUAUCACCUUUUCAGACAAUAUCCUGAAAGACUAUUCUCCUCAAUUCACCUUUCAUGGCUUUCGGUAUGUGGAGAUGAGCGGGUGGUCACCGUCUGACGCUACGGAGCCAUUGACAUUGGAAUCGAUCUCGGCUGCCGUCAUGCAUAAUUCCAUGCUUCGUACUGGGCACUUUGAGUGUUCCAGCGCGCCGCUGAACCAACUUCACUCCAAUGUGACUUGGUCGUUGCGCUCAAACUUCCUCUCCAUCCCCUCCGACUGUCCUCAGCGUGACGAGCGGCUGGGAUGGACGGGCGAUAUCCAAGUAUUUGGCCCCACGGCCAGUUUCCUCUACGACGGCGCAGGCUUCCUCGGCAACUGGCUUCGUGAUCUCAUUGCAGACCAAAAACAGGCCGGCGGCGUUGUGCCGUUUGUCAUUCCAGACGUCAUGCCAAACGGCCCGUGGCCUCACGAGUCGCACGCCAUCUGGGACGACGUCGUGAUUUUGCUGCCGUGGGCACUAUACCAAUGGACCGGCGAUGACUUGCCCCUCCGAGAGUGCUACGACGGUAUGCUAGACCAUCUGAAGGUUCUUCCUCGCGACCACGACGGGCUCUGGGAUACGGAGGUGUGGAAGCUCGGGGACUGGCUCGACCCUUCGGCACCCCCAGACAACCCGGCAUUGGCCACGACAGAUAGUACCUUGGUAUCCGAUGCGUAUCUGGUUCAUAUCACCAGAACUAUGGCGCGAAUCGCCGAUGUCCUCGACAAUAGCAAAGACAAGGCCCGUUUUGAGGCAGAGGCGGAAAAGCUUGCCCAGGCGUUUCGAUACAAGUACAUUGCCGGCUCCGGCCUCGUUGUCGGAGAUACACAGACGGCCUUGGCCCUGACCCUCGUCUUUAACCUGCACGAGCAAGGAGACCAGGCCGGGCGGGCGCUCGCGGCGGCACGACUGGCCAAAUGGGUCAAGGCCGCCCAGUUUAAAGUCAGCACAGGCUUUGCGGGCACCAAUGCCAUCCUGCCGGCGCUGUCGCUGGAUCUCCCGGGGGGCACGAAGGAAGAAUCGAACCUGCAGUACGCGUACAAGAUGAUCCUGACCGACGAGUGUCCCUCGUGGCUGUACCCCGUCAAGAUGGGCGCCACGACCACGUGGGAGCGAUGGGAUAGUAUGCUACCCUCGGGCGAGAUCAACCCGGGCGAGAUGACGAGCUUCAACCACUAUGCCCUGGGCAGUGUCGCGGCCUGGAUGCAUGAGACGAUAGGUGGACUCGCUCUGGCCGAAGACCAGAAGGGUAGAGUUGGUUGGAAGUCGUUCCGCGUCCAGCCACGCCCAGGCGGCGAUGUGACAAGCGCCAAGACGGAGUACUUGAGCGGAUAUGGGUGGGUUCGAUGCGAAUGGCAGGUGGUCGAACUUGGGGGAACCAAGGGAAAGAAGUUUGUCAUGGAUCUCACUGUUCCAGCCAACUCGACAGCUGUCGUAGUGCUGCCUGACGCUGACAAGAAGGGCCAGCACGACGGCUUGACCGUAGGCUCUGGUGGCCAUCACUUUGAGUGUCGCUUCGAGGAUCCCGGUGAGUGGCCACCCAAGUCAAAUCUCCCCUUUUAG